GCGGCUGUGUGUCCGGUAUAAAUACCUUCUCCCCCGUCUUCAGUCUGUCUCCACACCGACAGCAGCUCCGACAGGGGGAUUUGACACACGAUGGCACCAAAGAAAAUCUGUGUUAUUGGCUCUGGUAACUGGGGCUCUGCCAUUGCCAAGAUUGUGGGCGCCAACGCAGCCAAGUAUGAUCAGUUUGACACCACGGUGAACAUGUGGGUGUUUGAAGAGACGGUGAACGGGCGUAAACUCACAGAAAUCAUCAACACAGACCAUGAAAAUGUGAAAUAUCUGCCCGGACACAAGCUGCCCCCCAACGUGUUGGCCGUUGCAGACUUGGCUGAAUCUGUGAAAGGAGCAGACAUCCUUAUCUUUGUGGUCCCACAUCAGUUCAUUGUAAGAGUGUGUGACACCAUUAAAGACCACAUCAAGAAGGAAGCUGUAGGAAUGUCUCUCAUCAAGGGUGUAGACGCAGGUCCAGAGGGUCUGAAGCUGAUCUCAGAGGUGAUCAGAGGGAAGCUGGGCAUCACCACGACCGUACUCAUGGGAGCAAACAUCGCCAACGAGGUUGCUGAUGAGAAGUUCUGUGAAACAACUAUUGGUUGCAAAGACAAAGCUCACGGGUCCAUUCUGAAGGACUUGAUGCAGACCACCAACUUCCGUGUGACCGUGGUGGAGGAGUCUGAUGUAGUGGAGAUCUGUGGGGCGCUAAAGAACAUCGUAGCAGUGGGAGCAGGUUUCUGUGAUGGUCUGGGAUUCGGAGACAACACCAAAGCAGCAGUGAUCCGUCUCGGCCUGAUGGAGAUGAUCGCCUUCGCUAAGAUCUUCUGCACAGACUGUCCCGUCUCACCGGCCACUUUCCUGGAGAGCUGCGGCAUUGCUGACCUCAUCACGACCUGCUAUGGAGGACGCAACCGCAAGAUUGGGGAAGCUUUUGCCAAAACAGGCAAAACCAUCGAGGAGUUAGAGAAUGAAAUGCUGAACGGACAAAAACUUCAAGGUCCAGCCACGGCAUCUGAGGUCCACGUUAUCUUGAAACAGAAAAAAAUGGUGGAGAAGUUCCCUCUUUUCACCGCCGUGUACGAGAUAUGCUUCAACAGCCACCCUGUCACAGAGUUCAUCCAGUGUUUGCAGAACCACCCAGAGCAUAUGUAACAGACUGACAAAAGGAGCAAUGAAAGAGUGGAAGUUGGGAAAGGACUUUUACACUACUGUAGAAUCAAGGUGAUCAUGUUAGGUGAAGAAUGUGUCUCGUCUGUUUCAUAUUUAAAUCUCAAACAGAGAGGAAACAAUGGAGCCAAGUUUCCUUCUUAACCUGAGCUGCUUUUACUGAGAGAAACGUAACUCCUGUUUUUACUGAUUAGACACAUACAUGUCAAAAAAGUGUUAUUUAAAACCCUGAAGUCUUAAAUUUGAAUCACUGUGCCUUACACAAUACACAAACUGACCUGACUGUUACGAAAUGUUACAUGAUUUCUGAGUAAAAAAGUGCCUUAACUUUACUUUUCACGGACAAGAAUGCUUUUCAGUGUUAUACAAAGCACUGAACAGUUACAAAUCGGACUGUAUUUUCUUCUUCUGGAGUCUUCUUCCGAUGUAGCCAAAACUUAACAAGAUUUAUUUUGGAAUAAAUUAUUGAACUUGUUAA
This is a messenger RNA of Notolabrus celidotus (New Zealand spotty), 1636 nucleotides long. RefSeq names its product glycerol-3-phosphate dehydrogenase [NAD(+)], cytoplasmic-like. The record is from RefSeq and is a predicted model, not a curated record. NCBI's taxonomy places the organism in Eukaryota, Metazoa, Chordata, Actinopteri, Labriformes, Labridae. Gene Ontology annotation, cellular component: cytosol; glycerol-3-phosphate dehydrogenase (FAD) complex. Gene Ontology annotation, molecular function: glycerol-3-phosphate dehydrogenase [NAD(P)+] activity; protein homodimerization activity; NAD binding. Gene Ontology annotation, biological process: glycerol-3-phosphate catabolic process; carbohydrate metabolic process. The coding region runs from base 91 to 1143 and encodes 350 amino acids. The transcript is spliced from 8 exons.